AUGAACCCCCCGUGUCAGAACCCAACGUCCAUCUUCCCUCUCCUGGCUUCGUCGUUGCCCACGGCCACGCACUUCUACCUAAACUACAUCCCCGUGCAGUGGGGAACCCACUACAUGAACAUGCUUCGAUACGUGAACCUGGCCAAAUACCUGGGGUACCGGAAGGUGUGCUCGGACGAUAAAGCUCGGGAAAGAGCGGAGCCCGAGGACCAGGACUACUACGGUAUGGGCUCCCGCAGCGCCCGGCACACGUUGAUGGCCGUGACCGGCCUAGUCCUUU
Molecule: messenger RNA, 280 nt
Organism: Symbiodinium pilosum
Lineage: Eukaryota; Dinophyceae; Suessiales; Symbiodiniaceae
Source: the annotation of a GenBank genome assembly